Notothenia coriiceps (black rockcod) is the source of this 374-nucleotide messenger RNA. Its product is annotated as phosphatidylethanolamine-binding protein 1-like. The transcript has 2 exons. The record is from RefSeq and is a predicted model, not a curated record. Lineage: Eukaryota; Metazoa; Chordata; Actinopteri; Perciformes; Nototheniidae. Gene Ontology annotation, biological process: negative regulation of MAPK cascade. Bases 92 to 340 code for a protein of 82 amino acids.
UGAACGCUCCACUUUUGGCAGGUUUUGUGUUCAUGCUUGAACAGCAGUACAGUAAAGUGGAUUCAGCAGCAGGAGAACGUCACAGGUCGAAAUGCCCGCAGAUUUGAGCCAGUGGACCGGGGACCUUGCCCUAACGGAGGUCGAGGAGCAGCCUGCACAGCCCCUGACCGUUAAAUACGACUCUGUGGAAGUCGACGAGCUGGGCAAAGUGCUCAAGCCAACACAGGUGCAGAAUAGACCCUCCUGCAUCGAGUGGGAAGGAUGUGACUCCAGCAAGAUGUACACCCUGGCCCUGACCGACCCUGAUGCUCCCAGCAGGAAAGACCCCAAAUUCAAGUGAGAAGAGAUUUUUACUGUUCUUAGCUGUUUCAGUG